AUGCAACAAAAUGAAUAAGGAAAAUUGUGGCAAACUAUUCCUAAGGAUUUUGUAUAGCCUAAGGUCAAAUAUGAAGCAACGGUAACAAAAUUAGGGAAAUAGUAACAUUAAAGACAUCUUGUAGUUACUGAGAAACAUAUUUUGUUAUUCAAAUAAAAUGGAAAAUUUGCACAUAAAUUAUUACCUUUAGAUUUUUCAACUAGAUUUGAAAUAUUUCGAGAUGCUCCUAUUUUAAAGUCUAAUGUAUAAACAAAAAAAUCAACUCCAAACACUCCUCAUUCUAAUCGAGUUGAUAUUGUUAAACCAGAGGAUAUUUAAACUUUAGGAGAUAUCUUGCAUAUAAGAUUAUCAAUUGAAUCAUCUGAAAAAUACUGGGAUUUCACUAGUGAUCAAGAAACCCUAAAAACAUUUAGAAAACUAUUUGGUUAAAAAAUAAAUCAGAUGGGAUUUCAUCAUAUGUUUAAAGUGUUCAAGAAGAUUGGCAAAGGCAAUUUUGCAAGUGUGUAUUUAGCAGAGAGAAUAGAAGACGGUUAAUAGAUGGCAAUUAAAGCCUUUUCAAAAAGUGCCGUCUAUGCUGAAGAGAAUGGGAAAGAAGGACUCAUCAAUGAAAUAACCAUAAUGAGAGAAUUGGAUCAUCCAAACAUCAUGAAACUCUAUGAAGUCUAUGAGUCACAGAAUUCAUUAUACAUGGGUCUAGAAUUAUUAUAGGGUGGUUAACUCUAUGAUAUAAUCAAAAAGAAAGUGAUAUUAAACAAUAAAUAAAUAUAAUCUAUAAUGAAGGGACUGUUAGAAGGAUUGGCACAUAUGCAUUCCAAAAACAUAAUGCAUAGAGAUUUGAAACUAGAAAAUAUAUUGUUCAAAGAAUAAAAUGACAUAAAUUCUGUAGUUAUAGCUGAUUUUGGUUUGGCAACAUUUGUGAAUCUUCCAGUCUACUUAUAUUGUAGAUGUGGAACACCUGGUUUUGUAGCACCAGAAGUCAUAAAUAUUACAGAUAUGUCAACUACAUAUGACAGUGUUUGUGAUAUCUACUCUUUAGGAUUGGUGUUCCAUAUACUUUUGACAGGGAAACCAGGAUUCCCAGGAAGAAGUUAUAACACUAUUGUUUAAUAAAAUAAGGAGGCUAAGGUUAAUUUCAAGAGUUCGGUCUUUGAAGUUGUACAACCAUAAGCCUUUGAAUUAUUAAAACAAAUGUUAGAACCUAAUCCCAAAAAUAGAAUUACAGCAAAAUCAGCUAUGAAAUUUGAAUACAUUAAAUUAUGUGAGGGAGUUCAAUAAAACAUCUCAUCUGAAGAAGAUGGCGACAUCGAUGAAGUCGAUGAUAAACCUGAGUUAAAUGCUAGAAUACAAUUAAUCAAUCAACAAGCUGUCAAAUUUGAUAUGCUGAGAAUUAAUCAACUGACUAACUCACCCUUAAAAUCUCCAGUCAUGUAAGCCACCAAUAAAAUGAAAGAAGGCCAAAAUAAAGAUUAACAAAUGAUUAUGAGAACUCCUGUUAUUACAGGUAGAAUUGUUGAAUGCGAAGAAUCUCCCAAUAUGAACUAGUUUGUUUCACCAAGUGUUCAAUUCAAAAAACUCUAAGACAAGUAAAAUUCUUUCUUCAUUGUUAGUCAAUAACAAGCCCCAACCGGAAAUGUUUUGUUAAAGUACACUUAGAAACCAUAACAGCAGUAACAGAAGGACAACGAAGAUGAUAAAAAAGAAUAGUCUAAUAUUGCAAAAUCAGUAAAAGCUGCACUUAGUAAACAUAUCUGA
Molecule: messenger RNA, 1752 nt
Organism: Paramecium tetraurelia
Lineage: Eukaryota; Ciliophora; Oligohymenophorea; Peniculida; Parameciidae
Exons: 6
Biological process (GO): protein phosphorylation; mitotic DNA damage checkpoint signaling
Cellular component (GO): cytoplasm; nucleus
Molecular function (GO): protein serine/threonine kinase activity; ATP binding
Source: RefSeq, a predicted model, not a curated record